This is a messenger RNA of Stylophora pistillata, 990 nucleotides long. RefSeq lists its product as uncharacterized. Gene Ontology annotation, molecular function: protein dimerization activity. The record is from RefSeq and is a predicted model, not a curated record. NCBI's taxonomy places the organism in Eukaryota, Metazoa, Cnidaria, Anthozoa, Scleractinia, Pocilloporidae.
GCUUCUUAGAACUGUAGCUGACGUCUGUCUGUUUGAAGGAUUUGAGUUUUCUUUUAAACUUAAAUCUGCCGCUCAAAUCAUAACUUUUGUUAAGACACAUCAUUGUUGGCAACAGGUGUUAAUAGGUUCUCUGCUUUGAACGCGGCCCUGGCUUGCGUGUAUUGUAAAAUUUAUUUCCUCUUGCACAAGGCUUUAGGAACUCAUAUCGCACGCACCCAGCAGAAGGGGGUCGUAUCAGCUUGUAGCUCACGUUUCACAGCGAAUUUGUCUCAUCGAAAUUUGCUAACACUAAGAAUCUUUCAGGAAGUAGUGAGAAACUUUUCGUCAUGAAAUUUCCAGUAAGUCGUGCAACUGAUAAAAAGGUAAACAAAUCUAUUCAAGAUCGCCUUCGACGCGAAAGGAUAAGCAAAAGCGUCGAAGCGCUCAGGGAAUUGGUACUUGGACCUUCUACUGAACACACGAAGAUCGGCAAAGCGGACAUCCUUAAACUUACAGUACAAUAUAUCAGAAGGCUGAAAGAACGUAUGGAAAAUGUUGGAGAAGACCAAGAGACAGUAGAGAUCUGCAACCGAGAGUCAAGCGCCCGAAUAUCUUCAUCUGGAAACAACUUCGGCAAACCGUCAGUUUGUUCGACGAAGGAGCAAACUAAACAAACAGAAGAAAGGAACAUCUUAGAGAAAGACGUUAGUUCUGACAAUUCCAAGUUCUAUGACAGCGGGUACGUCUCUAAUCAAAUCUUCUCGAGUAAGUCACAGUCGUGUUCUACUAGAUCAACCUUAUUUGGAAACACGACCAAUGAUUGUGGCAAAGACGCUGUAAAGCGAAAACCUUUCAGACAGCUCAACUACAAUAACAAUCGAGGAACGGACAGACAAACAAUUUGGCGGCCUUGGUGAAUGCAUGCGUUCUUAAAAACUCCAGUUCUGGAAUGAAUCCGCCUCAUGACCUCAAAGUUUAAUAAAAUCCUUAAUAAGUUUAAUAAAUAACAAA